Molecule: messenger RNA, 651 nt
Organism: Saccostrea cuccullata (small rock oyster)
Lineage: Eukaryota; Metazoa; Mollusca; Bivalvia; Ostreida; Ostreidae
Exons: 2
Coding region: 16-651 (211 amino acids)
Source: RefSeq, a predicted model, not a curated record
AUCCUUGGACUGAGUAUGGUGUUUUCCUUUGUUAAGAAAGUAUCCAUUAGCAGAGAUCUUCCUUCUGGGGUAUACCUAUCAGAAAGUGAAGGGAAAACCUUUCCACAACCUUCAACUGUAAUGUGCCAAACACUUGGGCAAAAUGCCCCAAGAGUAUACAUGAAAAAAGAUGGUGGUCAAAUAAUAAAAUCUGACAAUAUCUGUAUACAGGAGGUCAGGAGUCCCCUGUUUUCUUCCUCGCAUGUCACAUUCCUUAUGAAAGACUUACGGAACAGAGAAAUUGACGGUGAGUACACGUGUUUCUCUGAGAAUCCAGGAGGUGACAAGAAUGUGAGCACCUUUAAAGUGUACACAGGGCCAGCCUUCCUGGAAGACAUUACAGAGAUGACAGAAAGUAGUUCCAGAGAACUAAAUCUUCGACUCGUGGUGGAAGGAAACGGUCAGAUGAGGGUCUCCUGCCACGUCCCAGUGCCAGAUCACAUGAUUCUGAUCAAAACAGCAGAGAAAAUAGAACCUUCAUCUACCAAGUUAAAGAGAAAGGAGGUCACCUUGACCUACAAAUUCCCAGUAGAGGCAGUCCGCCCCUUUGAUUAUUUCUGCAGUGUUUAUGAUGAAUAUGGAAAUCACAAUACUCGAUACACCCAUUAUUGA